GAGAGCUGACCCAGGUGGAUGCUGGGGGGGACCAGAUUUUGGUUGGAGUGGACAGACGCAAUGAUGUCUUCUGCUCCAACAAGGUGGCCGCAGUCUCAGCGGUCAAUCACAACAGUCCGAGGUACAAGGUCAUCCGGGGGAAGAUGAAGUACUACUCGUGCGGGCCCCAAACCUGCUGGGGGGUCAAUCCGGCCGGUCGCGUCUUCUGCCGGCUGAACGUCCACGCCAAUUCGUGCACCGGCUCUCAUUGGCGGAGGGUUGACGGCCGUUUCCUGAUGGUGGAGGUCGGCACAGACGGCACUGUCUACGGCGUAGACAGCCGAGGUCGGGUCUUUCGCAGGUACGGCAGUCCGAGUGCGGCGACAUCGGGGGGGAGGGGGUGCGGGAAGGGGAGGGGUUCCAUUCCGAAAGCAGGUGACGCCCCCCUCCCCCCUCCCCCCCCCGUCCCGAUCGCGAAUGAGCGGGUCCGGCCUGUACUCCAUUCGGAAACGCAGGCCUUUCGGCCCACCCAUGUCUGCGUGAACCGUGAUACUGUCCCAAACUAUCCCUGCCCACCGUCUGAAUCCCGCUAUUCCCUGUCCUGUCCGUGUGUCUGUCUAAAAGCUGCUGGAACCUUCCAGUCAUAAGCUGCUUCACCAACUCCCCGUGACCAAACAGCGACCACCCUCUGGGUCAAAUACUUCCCUCACACAAACAAGGCAAGUUUAUCCAAUCUCUCCUGAUAGAGAACACACUCCAGUCCAGGCACAAUCCUGGGAG
Messenger RNA from Chiloscyllium plagiosum (whitespotted bambooshark), 759 nucleotides. The record is from RefSeq and is a predicted model, not a curated record. Lineage: Eukaryota; Metazoa; Chordata; Chondrichthyes; Orectolobiformes; Hemiscylliidae.